UCCUAUUGUGCGGAAAAACUAAGGAAAUAUUCAUUUAUAUUAAAUAAAUAAAAUUAUUAAACUAUUGAUAUCUUGUUCUAUUUAUAUAAAUUGUAUAGUAGAUGAUUAAUUAGGCAGAUUUAAAAGUAAUAUGAAUCUCUUUGUCGACGAAUGUUAUAGGCUUUGGGCUUUUAACAAAAAUAUUAUUCUUGCAGUGUUUAGGUUCUGCCCAAUGUUUUUAUGCUAACAAAAAUUGAAUUAAUAUAUCCUCAAAAUGAAGUGCGCCGUAAUCGGAUGUUCAUAUCAUUCGACUAAGGAAAUUGGUUGUGGAGAAAUAACAUUUCACGCAGUUCCAACAAAUGUACUUCUGAGAGAACAAUGGCUAAAGGUCAUUGACAUGAACAAAACAUCACAGAGAAUGUAUGUUUGUUCGUUACAUUUCAACUAUUUUGACAUUCUUCCAUCUGGUGACCUUAUGGUUGGUGCUGUACCUGAAAUAUUGCAGACCUGCCUAAUAUGUUUAUCUGUAGGAAGGAAACUGUAUGAUAUGAACAAUAAUAAUAAUUUGAAUAAAGCAUAUGAAGAAAUUACUGGACUAAUGGUGUGGGAUUCAGAAAGUCUACCUCGGAAGCUAUGCUGGGAAUGCACUCAUAGAUUGUUGACUAGCUACCGGCUGAGACUCAAGGCGCAUCGGAGUCACCACGCGCUGACUGAGGCGGCCAAGUCGAACACAUUUCUCACCACAGAUGUUAUACUGAGUUUAGACCGCCCAGGAAAUAAUCUUACGACAACUCAUACCCAAAAGUACAAUAUAGACGAUUAUCACGUCUAUUUAGAAGAGAGCCAAUUCGCUGACAUCAAGCCGGAAGUCGAUUUAAAAGAUAUCGAUUUAAAUGUUGAAAUCGAUUUGAAAAACGAAACGUUUUCCGACAACGAAGAACGGAGCGUUUCACCGGAUUUCCUUAUUGACGAGCAAAUAGUCGUCACACCAGAGGAUUUGAAAAUAGAACAAUUGGAAAAUGAAACAAAAAAAGAAACGUCUAAAAUCGAUAAGCGAAGGAAGGGCAUAGCGUUGGAUGAAUCGAUAUUCAAAAUAACCGAUUUGAGUUUGGAGGAACAACACGAGGAGAUUCAAAAAAGGAAGGAAUCUUCGAAUUUUAAAAAUUCUCAGUUCAAAUGUAUGGUUUGCUACAAAGGUUUUGGCGAAGAAGAAUCUUAUACAAUGCAUUUGUAUAAGCAUUCAGAUAAAGCAGGCACACACGAAUGCGACAUAUGUAAGAUACGUUUCAAAACUGCUCGCGAUUUGAGAACACAUCUCGUGUCGCACACGCAGAAGUUUAGCUGUAAAAGUUGUCCGUACGUCACUACAAGGAGAAACGCGGCGAGAAAUCAUGAGAAUUAUCACAACGGCACUGUGCAUUGUUGCCCGCAUUGUUCAGAGCAGUUCAGCAAGAUAUCAACAUACAUGAGCCACGUGCGCAUCAAACACCCGUCCGACUUCGUCUGCGCUCUGUGCGGCAACUCGUUCGUCAGCCAGAAGGGGGUGGCGCUGCACAAGAAGCUGAAGCACCGGUUCGACGAUCACGCGAUACCACCGGACGCCCCAUACUGUGAACCGUGUGAUAUACGCUUUCAGAACACCAGAGCUUUGGAGAGACAUCAGUUGUUAUCUCCUAAACAUAAUGUUAGAGUGAAACCCACGAGACCACCUCGAGGUCCCAACAGGACUCGUCAGAAGGAAGAGGUCAACAUCACAGAAGGUCCUAUAUGCUGUGAACAAUGCGACGAGAAACUGCCGAACGCCGUUCUGUACUUCCAACACUUCCGUCGUUCACACCCCGACAAGAACAGAACGAACUUCCCCAGCACGGUGCGAGUGAGAGCGCAGUCCAUGUGUGAGGUCUGCGGCAGAAUGUUCCAGAGCCUAGCGCUGCUGACCGACCACAGCCACACGCACAGAGCCGAGCAGCAGUUCUCGUGCCCCCAGUGCAACAAGAGGUUCCAGCGGAAGUACCGCCUGGUGCAGCAUCUGAAGCUUCACGCGGCCGUGAGGAAGACCUUCGCGUGCUCCGAGUGCGGCAAGCGGCUCAGCUCCAGCUCCAACUUGCAGCGGCACCGGGCGACCCACACCAGCUUAAAACCCUUCAAAUGUGAAACGUGCGGGAAAUGUUUCAAACACGCUAGCCAGCGGCGCGAGCACAUAGCGUACGUUCACAUGAAGAAGCCGUGGCCGAAGAGGAACAGGGGCGACAGGCGGGCGGUCUUGCCAACGCACGGAACGAGCGAAGAGGAUCCGCAAAUGUGGCCGCAUUGCGAAUAGAUUAUCUUUAGGUUAGGAAUAACAUAUAUAUGUAUGUAUAUACUAUAUAUUAUAUAUUUCACUGUCGAUAUUAUACUGGCGACGGGCUAGCAACCGUCACUAUUUGAAUCUCAAUUCUAUCGAAUGAUACAGCCAAACAGCUGAAUGUGGCCUUUCAGACUGUUGGCUCUGUCUACCCCGCAAGGGAUGUAGACGUAAUGAUAUGCAUGUAUGUCGAUACUAUUGCUAAUGUCGAUAUUGUAGAUAAUUUUGCCGUGUGGUUCCCGGCGCCAAUCAAUUUAAGAAGGAAUAGGACCACUCCAUUUCUUUCCUAUGGAUGUCGUAAAUGGCGAUUAGGGGAUAAGCUUAUAAACUUGGGAUUCGUCUUACAGGCGAUGGGCUAGCAACCUGCACUAUUUGAAUCUCAAUUCUAUCAUUAAGCCAAACAGCUGAACACACUGUUAGUCUGUCAAGACUGCCGGCUCUGUCUACCUCGCAAGGGAUAUAGACGUGAUUUUAUGAAUGAAGGACUUAUAAAUGUGGUAGGCUGAUAUUCGGUACCAGACGCCAAGGCGAUGUCGCAAUCUGAUAAUUA
Amyelois transitella is the source of this 2873-nucleotide messenger RNA. RefSeq names its product zinc finger protein ZFP2. Gene Ontology annotation, molecular function: DNA-binding transcription factor activity, RNA polymerase II-specific; zinc ion binding; RNA polymerase II transcription regulatory region sequence-specific DNA binding. The record is from RefSeq and is a predicted model, not a curated record. The transcript is spliced from 14 exons. NCBI's taxonomy places the organism in Eukaryota, Metazoa, Arthropoda, Insecta, Lepidoptera, Pyralidae. Gene Ontology annotation, biological process: regulation of transcription by RNA polymerase II. Gene Ontology annotation, cellular component: nucleus. Bases 254 to 2299 code for a protein of 681 amino acids.